UGGCAGGCACCGAGUCUGACUGUGGAAUUCUGGGCUCUGCUGUUUUGUUGCGGCAGUUAUGAAAAUGGUAACACUUGUCCGAAGGUUUUUGCCCCAAAACCCCACACCACUCCGGUCCUACUGUUCUUCGCCGUCCUCCCCUUCUCCCGCCACUAGCAAGCUAUUCGUUGGAGGUCUCUCAUGGGCAGCGGACGAGAAAUCUUUGAAGGACGCUUUCUCUUUCUUUGGAGAGGUAACGGAAGUGAGGAUCAUGUAUGACAAAGACACUGGGAGAUCAAGAGGAUUUGGUUUUGUGUAUUUCUUAAAGGAUAAUGAUGCAAAGUGUGCCAAAGAUGCUAUGGAUGGAAAGGCAUUGUUAGGUCGGCCAUUGAGGAUAAGCUAUGCUCUUGAAAAGGUUCGCGGUGGACCUGUUGUAGUCCCUCGCAUGUCAAAUGUUCGUGAUGCCACUGGUCAAAAUAAUUGAUUGAUAUACAGAUCUGUUUCUUUAUUUUUUGUUUUUUGUGUUUCUUAUCUAUAUCUCAUGGUGAAGAGUUCUGAACUACUCAUUUAUGUAAUAGUAACUAGAAAAAUAAGAGGUUACUUUUUUGUGACUCCACUGCCCAUGUAGAAAGGAAUGACCCUAAUUCCUGCCGCCGUACUAACAAGAAAAAAAAGAAUAUAUA
Molecule: messenger RNA, 662 nt
Organism: Telopea speciosissima
Lineage: Eukaryota; Viridiplantae; Streptophyta; Magnoliopsida; Proteales; Proteaceae
Product: glycine-rich RNA-binding protein 4, mitochondrial-like
Exons: 4
Coding region: 59-463 (134 amino acids)
Molecular function (GO): RNA binding
Source: RefSeq, a predicted model, not a curated record